Molecule: messenger RNA, 2003 nt
Organism: Lagopus leucura (white-tailed ptarmigan)
Lineage: Eukaryota; Metazoa; Chordata; Aves; Galliformes; Phasianidae
Product: ectonucleoside triphosphate diphosphohydrolase 8-like
Exons: 11
Coding region: 237-1727 (496 amino acids)
Biological process (GO): nucleoside diphosphate catabolic process
Cellular component (GO): plasma membrane
Molecular function (GO): UDP phosphatase activity; GDP phosphatase activity
Source: RefSeq, a predicted model, not a curated record
UACUGGGCAAGGGUAAGGUGUCAGAAAAAUGCAGGAGCCGAGUCAUAAAUACACGUUAAUCAAUCAAGAGUUUUCUCUAAUUUUCUGAUGAAGUUUGAGGUAAAAUAAUGGGGAGACGACCUUCAAGCAGUGUCCACUUCCAAAGGACAUAAACAGAGCCCCAGCUGGGCAGCGGAGGAGCCCUGAGCCGUGGUGAGGACACACAGCAGCUCCAGAGCCACAGGUGCCUUCCUGUGAUGUUCAUUAACAAGAAGCUCUUCACCACUGCCCUCCUCGGGCUGCUGGUCACACUGUCCAUCAUCGCCCUCGUCCUCAGCCUGGUGAGGGUUGAAGAUGUCACUCUGCCACCCACAGUCCAGUACGGGAUGGUGUUUGAUGCAGGCUCAUCCCACACCUCUCUGUUUGUCUACGAGUGGGACUCGGACAAGCAGAACAACACCGGUGUGGUCAGCCAGACCUUUUCCUGUGACAUCCAGGGGCCAGGCAUAACAAGCUAUGCCAAUGAUCCCCCGAAAGCUGGUGAUUCCUUAAGAGAGUGCCUGGAAGAAGCCCUGAAAGUUGUUCCUGCUGCAAAGCAGAGGGAUGUCUCAGUUUACUUUGGAGCAACAGCAGGCAUGAGACUACUGAGGGAACAGAACAGCUCAGCUGCAGACCAAGUCCUGGCCGAAGUUGCUAAAACCAUACAAGAGUAUCCUGUGGCUUUCUGUGGGGCUCAGAUCAUUACAGGAGAAGAGGAGGGAGCUUACGGUUGGAUCACCAUCAACUACCUGCUGGAGUCCUUCACCAAGUACUCCCCAAAAGCACACAUGUGGGUCCAUCCAGAGGCAGACGACAGUUUUGGGGCACUGGAUCUUGGAGGAGCAUCAACUCAGAUCAGCUUUGUCCCCAAAGGUUCAUUUAUAAACUGGAACGAAACCUCCAGGUUCACGCUGUAUGGUUACAACUACAACAUCUACACUCACAGCUACACCUGCUAUGGGCAGAACGAGAUGUGGAAGCGCCUGGCAAAAGAGUUAAUUGUGGAGUCGCCCUCCAGCACGCUAGUUGAACACCCUUGCUACCCCAAAGACUACAAGGAAACCAUCUCGCUGUCUUCCUUCCGCACCAGCCCCUGCACCAACCAGAGUGACCCACACCUGCCUCUUGAUGACAGAAACGUGACCCUGGAAGGCAGGAGCAAUGCCAGCGGGUGUUUGGCUGCUGUCAAGAAGCUCUUCAACUUCUCGGCAUGUGGGCAGAGCCAGGACUGCUCUUUCAAUGGCAUCUACCAGCCCCCUGUCAGCGGGCAGUUCAUUGCCUUUUCUGCUUUUUACUACAACUUCAAGUUUCUCAACCUGACUGAGGGACAGUCACUGGCCACCGUCAGGGAGACCAUUGAGCAUUUCUGUGCAAGAACCUGGGAGGACCUGUCUUCUAAUUACCCUGAAGAGAAUCCUGAGCGACUACCUAAAUACUGCGCCAACGCCAAUUACAUCCUCACACUCCUCCUUGAUGCCUACAAGUUCGACGAGGUCAGCUGGAACAACAUCUUCUUCCAGAUAAAGGUGGGAAGCACCAGCGUGGGCUGGACACUGGGCUACAUGCUGAACCUCACCAACAUGAUCCCUGCAGAGGCUCCAGUGUGGGUGAAGGGGCACACACCCUCCUUGUGGGCUGCAGCUGUCGCCUUCAUCACCCUCGCCUUGGCCUUGGGGCUCGUUGCGCUGCUUGUGCUUUUGUGGACGUAGGAAUGGAUAGAGGGAUCAUUAUUCCGCAGUGCCUUCCUGGACACCAGACUGUGGAUGCCAGGCUGCAAAUGCAGAUCUUGCCCUGACCCGUGCAUAGUGCUGAGCUGGAUCUUCCCUAUGGCUGUGCCCUUACCUUUGCCUUUGGUUCUGCUCACUCCUUAUUUGCCCCACGCAUGAUUCACUUUGUUAUUUGCUGGGAGCAAGUCUGCCUCCCAGCAGCACAGAACUGACCUUUGCAGUUGUUGCAGAAAGGCAGGCACCCAGCCACUCUUGUUA